Molecule: messenger RNA, 1757 nt
Organism: Harmonia axyridis
Lineage: Eukaryota; Metazoa; Arthropoda; Insecta; Coleoptera; Coccinellidae
Exons: 2
Coding region: 175-774 (199 amino acids)
Source: RefSeq, a predicted model, not a curated record
GUUCUUUUUUAAUGUGGGCCAACAACGGAGGAAAACUACGAGAAAAAUGUUAUACCUAAAAUCGUUGUCCGACAUUUAUUAGAUUCACGAAUCUGCGGUAAAAGUCUGAGAAUCUAGGGCGAAAUGGCUUGGCGAUGAAGUCCACUUCAUUUACCGGUUUAUCAUUCCACAAGAAUGUACACUAGUUAUGUGCUCAAAAGCGCUGUUUUGAUUUCAGUGAUAUUUUCAUCUUGUGUUGUUUGUGAUGUUUCCAGGACGAAUUGUUCUAACUACCAACAAGUUUUAAAGGAAAAUUUGAGAAACUGCGUGUUUGAUAAUGGAGUUAUUGGAAAUGCCGAAGUUAUAGAAAAAAAAACUGAAUCAACAUUUGGUGAUCUCGCAUCAAAAACACAAAAAAAUCCAGAAACAUGGGAGCUACAACUAACAGAAAAGUACGGGCUUUCUAUCCGAAAAUAUCAAGACGAUCUUACACUUCAAAUCACCAACUUAUCUACCUCGGUUGAAGCAAGAAAAAAGAGAAUGAAGGUUAUGGACAUCAUACCUUACUUGAUUAUUCCCGGUUUCAUAUCAGCAGGAGUCCUGCCAUGGUUGAUUCCUGGAAUGAAAAUAGCUGUAAUGGGUGUUGCGAUGAUCAACCAGAUGGCGUUCACGUCGAGUUUGUUCUCUUUGAUAAGAGGCUACAUUUUUGAUACUAGUCAAGAAGAUCACAUCGUUUAUGUCAAUCAUGGAUACAACAAAUAUAAGCAUAACAAUCACUUGCACAGUCACAGCUAACUAUGAAAUAUAUUAUUGGAUUGAGUCAGUCAAUUUGUAUAUGAAGUUUUUACAAAUCCGAAGCAUAUUAAUUAAUACAUAAAUCCACUCUUUUUGAAUUUUUCAAAAGGAAUGGUUAUGGAUCGAAAGUGAACAUGAAAAACUUCACUUCACUCUGUUGUCAAUUCCAACUUUACCAAAUUAAGUUUUCGAAGAACUAGCAUUCCAAUGCUAAUACUUUUGUACAAUCUUCGUUUUGGUUUUCCUAGAACUUGUACUAUUUUGGCUUUGUUACUGUGCCUCAUCGUCAGUUUAGGAAUAGUACUCUAAACCAAAAUGAAAUGAUGAAUUAAAAAAGUUCAAAUAGUCGUCAGAGGAAAAAACUUUUCUUUCGAUUACCAAUAUUAUUUAUUUCGCAUAACUAAAAGUUUUAUUUUUGUAAUGGUAUAGUUCAAAAUGUUCCUUACUUAGUUAUUAUUUUCAUACUUCUAAGAGGGUUAGGAAUAUUCCUUGAGAGAAAAUACAAACGGGUCCUAGAGUAGCUGAUGUAAUUAUUUAAAUAGGUCUUCCAAUUAGGCGGUUUAGGUAUUGUAAAUUUUGAAAUAUUGAAUUUUUUAUUAAUGUUGGAGCGUUAGGAAAAUCCCUAGUAACUUUAACAUCUUCUUGAAAUGAAUUAAAAUAUCAGAAUAUUUCAAAAAAUAUCAAGAUACCAAAUUUAUAUGAAUAUCAUGAAGUAGAAAAUAUGAUAAUAUGAUUUAUUGAAAUAAGCAUUCUGCUAAAAUUUUAUUGGAGAAAUCAUUGAAAAAGGGUGAAAUCGUUCAAUCAUUGGGUGAAAAUCAGAAAAAAAAUGAAUAUGUAUAAUUGCGAUGAAUUGGCUAAAAUUGCAUUGAUCAAAACAUCUAUAUGAUUGAUUAUGCCAAUACUAUCGACUUCAUUUAUUAUUAGCUCCCUCAAUGACUAUGUCAAUAAUUUUUUUUUAUCGUAAAGUUCAUAAGAAUUUGUUA